Messenger RNA from Neohortaea acidophila, 507 nucleotides. RefSeq lists its product as uncharacterized. Bases 148 to 387 code for a protein of 79 amino acids. NCBI's taxonomy places the organism in Eukaryota, Fungi, Ascomycota, Dothideomycetes, Mycosphaerellales, Teratosphaeriaceae. The record is from RefSeq and is a predicted model, not a curated record. The transcript has a single exon.
GUCAAGGGGUGUGGUUGUCGCCCGGCUCCGAAGCGGCCGCAAGAGAAAAGGCUGGAAGCUCGGCUUGCCGCGGCCCUGCCGGCGCGUCGAACUGCGAGGAUGUGCUAAUUGCAGCCGACACGCGGGUCACGAGACCGGCACGCCGAGAUGCCGAUGCUUCCUAUUCGCCACACACCGCAAACCAUUACCCCCAGGAAAUUCUGCUUCAGGAUUUUAUUACCCCCAGAAAACUGGCCAGCGUUGCACUCGUCAACGAACGUGCGACCACCAGCGCCCCCGUGGCUGCGUCCAGGCGCGCAGGUGCGCAGAGGAGAAAAAAAUUCCUUGACUAAUUUCCCCUCGCUUGAUUCGUGGUUGCGUGGCGGCCGAGUCCGCGGCUGCGGAUGAAAAAUCUGUCCUCGUGGUCAGGGCAGCGUGAUCUCGCCCAAGCCUUGUGCAAUUAGUCAAGCACCCGAAUGUUCGGGUUUAUAUAUAUGACCCGUCCCUUACCCCAGGAAGGCACGAAUC